Hyla sarda is the source of this 2120-nucleotide messenger RNA. It is a transcript of the gene DRC3, whose product is annotated as dynein regulatory complex subunit 3. The coding region runs from base 109 to 1668 and encodes 519 amino acids. Lineage: Eukaryota; Metazoa; Chordata; Amphibia; Anura; Hylidae. Gene Ontology annotation, molecular function: protein binding. The record is from RefSeq and is a predicted model, not a curated record. The transcript has 13 exons.
CGCUCGUUCAUUGGUCGCUGUAAGUCACGUGCGCGGUUUCCCAUAGCAACUAGAAAACGCUUUGCCAAUUCUGCCGACCGAAACAGAAAGUAUCGGAAACCGGGCACCAUGUACGACACGGUAGAGCCGAACGUCAUAGACGAUGAGAUGCUGAAAAAUGCCGUGGAGCAACAAGGUCCGCGAGAGGAAGCCGGCCGCAUCGCCAAGAUGGAGGGCAUCAACUUCAAGGACGUCAUUAGCUUACGCCUCGAUUUUAAGAACAUCCUGAAGAUAGACAACCUGUGGCAAUUCCACAAUUUGACCAAGCUCCAGCUGGACAACAACAUCAUCGAGAAGAUCCAGGGUCUGGACACAUUGGUUCAUUUAGUUUGGCUUGAUCUGUCUUUCAACAACAUCGAGGUGAUUGACGGCCUGAACACUCUCAGCAAACUGGAGGAUCUCAGUCUGUACAACAACCGCAUCUCAGUCCUAGAGAACAUGGACAGUCUGAAGAAUCUACAGGUCCUGUCUAUAGGAAACAACAACCUCACGUCACUGGAAAAUCUCAUCUACCUGCGCAGAUUCAAGCAUCUGAGGACCCUAAAUCUGUCAGGAAAUCCCCUCUGUGAAAAAGAACACUUUAAGUUAUUUGUAGGGGCUCAUCUGCCAGACCUGGUGUACCUGGACUUCAGACUCAUCGAUGAGAAUAUAAGGGACAUUGCUAAUGUGAAGUACCAGUAUUCUAUCGAGGAGCUGAAUCACAAUGAGACCCUGGAGAGAGUAAAGAGAGAAGAAGAAGAAGAGAAACAGCGAGAGCUGGAUAGACACAAGGCUGCCUAUGUGGAGUAUCUAAACGGCCCCUACCUAUUUGAGAGCUUGUAUGCAGAGGAUGUGGAAGGAACCAGACUGUCAACUCUUCCUGCUGUGGCUGAACUCAUGGAAUCCUAUAGGACUAAGUGCACUGAGGUCUGCCGGAAUAUAUUCGAGUAUGGUCUCAAGCACCAAGAAAAGAGAGAAGCCGAGAUGGCGAUAUUCAAUGAAUGUCUGCAAGAGGCUGUGACAGAAAAUCAGGAGGCCGGAGCCCAGAAAAUACAAGAAUUAGAAAUAAAGAACAGUGAGCUGCUGUAUGAACUUUCCCAGAUCACAGAGCAGCAGAUUCUUGACGCUAAAUCCUUGCAGUACAGUCAGGAUGUGGCCCAGCUGACGGACAUGCUGUUAAACCUGGAGAUACAGCUGGUGGAUCAGCUCGAGGAAAUCAUUAAGGAGUAUGAGAGAAAUAUCGGAGAACUGGUGUCUACGUUCCUGGAAACCGUGCAGGGCCUAAUGGCUCAGAUCAGGGAUCUGGAGAACCAGCAUCACGAGAAGCUUCUGGAGCUGUGCAUUAACUUGCUGGAGAGAGUCCUGAAGGGGGAGAUGGAUGAAGACAUGACAGACGAACUGCGAGCGUUAUUUGUAGACAAGGACACAAUCAUCAAUGCGGUCAGCGCCUCCCACGACAUACACAUGCUGAAGAUCGACAACAGAGAAGAUGAAUUGGUCACCAAAAUCAACAACUGGGCUACAAACCUCAUACAGAAGGUACAUAGGGAAGAAGUGCAAAGGAAUCGGAAGCGGGUGGCAGAGAUCAACAUGUACAUUGAUCACCUGAGAGACGAGCUGGAUAACCUCGAUGCCCAAGAGCAAAUAUGACGGGCACAGACGGGUGCUGCGCCAAAGUUCCCUGGUCAGACUAUGAAGCCUGGAAGCAGUAACGGUGUUCCCAGGAGCUGGAAGAAUUGUUUUUUUAAUCCAUACAAACCACUAAGGGUACGUUCACGGAUGCUAAAAAAAACAAUGCAUGUAUUCAUUCUCUUUCUUGUUUCUGUAAUUUAUUUUUUUAGUGAUAAAAAGAAUAAAAUAAUAAUAACGCCAUUUUAUCAUAUUUAUCCAACAAGGAAAAUUUUUGUCCUGUUAUAGCAAAAACCAAUUGAAUGUUUUGUUUUUUUUGAAGGGUGGAGAUGCGGUUAUGGAGCCUGAAAUAGUAUUUACUAUGAUUCACCAGUCCAUAGAUUACAAUGGGAAAACUGGUUCUAGGUUUAUAUAUACACGUUACCUUUCUUUUUAUUGCUGUAAUGCAUCUGCAAAUAUAUAAAUUAAGAGAA